Hippopotamus amphibius kiboko is the source of this 1870-nucleotide messenger RNA. It is a transcript of the gene AMHR2, whose product is annotated as anti-Mullerian hormone receptor type 2. Gene Ontology annotation, cellular component: signaling receptor complex; plasma membrane. The record is from RefSeq and is a predicted model, not a curated record. NCBI's taxonomy places the organism in Eukaryota, Metazoa, Chordata, Mammalia, Artiodactyla, Hippopotamidae. The coding region runs from base 1 to 1662 and encodes 553 amino acids. Gene Ontology annotation, biological process: cellular response to growth factor stimulus; BMP signaling pathway; protein phosphorylation. Gene Ontology annotation, molecular function: transforming growth factor beta receptor activity; ATP binding. The transcript is spliced from 13 exons.
AUGCUGGGGAUUCUGGGGCUUUGGGCACUUCUUCCCACAGCUGUGCAAGCACCCCCAAGCAGGCGGACCUGUGUGUUCUUUGAGGCCCCUGGAGUGCGGGGUAGCGCAAAGAAUCUGGGGAAGCUGCUAGAUGCAGGACCAGGGCCCCCCAGGGUUAUCCGCUGCCUCUACAGCCGCUGCUGCUUUGGGAUCUGGAACCUGACCCAAGACCAGGCACAGGUGGAGAUGCAAGGAUGCCGAGACAGUGAUGAGCCAGGCUGUGAGUCCCCCCACUGUGACCCGAGCCCCCGAGCCCAUCCUACCCUCAGCUCUACUCUCUUCACCUGCUCCUGUGGCACUGAUUUCUGCAAUGCCAAUUACAGCCAUCUGCCUCCUCUGGGGAGCCCUGGGACACCUGGUUCCCAGGGUCCCCAGGCCAUCCCAGGCGAGUUCAUCUGGAUGGCGCUAGGGCUGCUGGGGCUGUUCCUGCUGCUGCUGCUGCUGCUGCUGGGCAGCGUCGUCUUGGCGCUGCUACAACGGAAGGCCUGCCGAGUGCAAGGUGGGCCAGAGCCAGAGCCAGAGCCAGAGCCAGACUCAGGCAGGGACUGGAGUGCCGAGCUGCCCGAGCUGCCGGAGCUCUGCUUCUCCCAGGUAAUCCGGGAAGGAGGUCAUGCAGUGGUGUGGGCUGGGCAGCUGCAAGGCAAGCUAGUCGCCAUCAAGGCCUUCCCCCUGAGGGCUGUGGCCCAGUUCCAGGCUGAGAGAGCACUGUACGAGCUUCCAGGCCUACAGCAUGACCACGUUGUCCGCUUUAUCACUGCCAGCAGGGGCGGCCCUGGUCCCCUGUCCUGUGGACCCCUGCUGGUACUGGAACUGCACCCCAAGGGCUCCCUGUGCCACUACUUGACCCAGUACACCAGUGACUGGGGAAGUUCCCUGCGGAUGGCACUGUCCCUGGCGCAGGGCCUGGCAUUUCUCCAUGAGGAACGUUGGCGGGAUGGCCAAUAUAAACCAGGUAUCGCCCACCGAGAUCUGAGCAGCCAGAAUGUGCUCAUUCGGGACGAUGGGUCAUGUGCCAUUGGAGACCUGGGCCUCGCCUUGGUGCUCCCUGGCCUCGCCCAGCCCCCAACCUGGGCUGCUACUCAACCCCGAGGCCCAGCUGCCAUCAUGGAGGCUGGCACGCAGAGGUACAUGGCACCAGAGCUCUUGGACAAGAGUCUGGACCUACAGGACUGGGGCACAGCCCUCCGGCGAGCCGAUGUUUAUUCUCUGGCUCUGCUCCUGUGGGAGAUCCUGAGCCGCUGCCUGGAUUUGCGAUCUGACAGCAGACCACCACCCUUCCAACUGGCCUAUGAGGCAGAACUGGGUAGUACCCCCACCACCUGUGAGCUGUGGACCUUGGCAGUGGAGGAGAGAAGGCGCCCUCACAUCCCAUCCACCUGGUGCUGCUUCGCCACAGACCCCGGUGGCCUGAGAGAGCUCCUGGAGGACUGCUGGGAUGCUGACCCAGAAGCACGGCUGACAGCUGAGUGUGUGCAGCAGCGCCUGGCUUCCCUAGCCUGGCCCCAGGAGGCCCACCCUUCCCCAGAGGGCUGUCCACAUGGCUGCCCGCCUCUCUGCCCAGAAGACUGUCCCUCCACUCCUCCCGCCUGCCAUUCUCCCUCGUCUGCCUUCCCCAGUUCCUGACUCUCAAGGGCGCAAAGUUACUCUCUGUCCUAGAGGAUGCCAACCAGUGUGGCAUGAGGGAUCUUAGUUCCUGGCCAAGGGAUGGAACCUACAUCCCCUGCACCGAGAACAUGGAGUCUUAAGCAGUCAAGGGAAGUCCCUUUUUUUUUUUUUUUUUUUUCUUUUUGGCCUGGGCCAUAGUUUUAUGCCUUCACCUACCUGCCAUAGG